Cladophialophora psammophila CBS 110553 is the source of this 434-nucleotide messenger RNA. RefSeq lists its product as uncharacterized. NCBI's taxonomy places the organism in Eukaryota, Fungi, Ascomycota, Eurotiomycetes, Chaetothyriales, Herpotrichiellaceae. The transcript has 2 exons. The record is from RefSeq and is a predicted model, not a curated record. The coding region runs from base 106 to 417 and encodes 103 amino acids.
UCGUUCGGAGUCUGCACGCGACUACAAAGAUCCUGUCCAGAUGAGAUCCUGACUUACGACGACGGAGAGACUCGGUGGAAGAUACCACCGAAUACACCGGUCGGCAUGUCAUGCGGCCUGAUCCAUCUCGACCCUUCCAAAUUCCCACCGCCGUGCGAGUUCGCGCCCCGAGCGCUGGCUUGCAGACCCGCAGCACCUGAGCUCGGAUCUGUGCUCGUUCUCCAAGGGGUCGCGGCAGUGCGUCAGCAUCAACAUGGCGUACGCGCAGCUGUACUUCUGCGUCGCCGGCAUCUUUCGGCGGCCCCAGCAACCCCGACCCACUGGGGGAUUUCGAGCUCUUCGGCACGACGAGCGACGACGUCGAGAUCAAACAUGACCUUUUCGUCCCGUUUCCGAAGCAUGGCUUCAAAGAGGUGAGGGUGCUCCUUAAGUAG